Molecule: messenger RNA, 2152 nt
Organism: Manis pentadactyla (Chinese pangolin)
Lineage: Eukaryota; Metazoa; Chordata; Mammalia; Pholidota; Manidae
Gene: GINS2
Product: GINS complex subunit 2
Exons: 5
Coding region: 100-657 (185 amino acids)
Biological process (GO): DNA replication; double-strand break repair via break-induced replication
Cellular component (GO): nucleus; GINS complex
Source: RefSeq, a predicted model, not a curated record
GGGGCGGGCCCUGCGCAGUUGGCGGGAAAGCAGCGGCUGCAGCGCUUCUGCGGACACAGACGGGCGGCGGCGAAUCCCGGCCAGGCAGCGGGCGCAACCAUGGACGCGGCGGAGGUGGAGUUUCUGGCUGAGAAGGAGCUAGUCACCAUUAUCCCAAACUUCAGUCUGGACAAGAUCUACCUCAUCGGGGGCGACCUGGGGCCCUUCAGCCCCGGUUUACCAGUGGUAGUGCCUCUGUGGUUGGCGAUCAACCUGAAACAAAGGCAGAAGUGCCGGCUGAUUCCUCCCGAGUGGAUGGAUGUGGAAAAGUUGGAGAAGAUUAGGGAUCAUGAACGAAAGGAAGAAACUUUUACCCCCAUGCCCAGCCCUUACUACAUGGAGCUCACCAAACUCCUGUUAAAUCACGCUUCAGACAACAUUCCAAAAGCAGAUGAGAUCCGGACCCUGAUCAAGGACGUGUGGGACACUCGCACGGCCAAGCUCCGGGUGUCCGCAGACAGCUUCGUGAGGCAGCAGGAGGCGCACGCCGAGCUGGGCAACCUGACCUUGAUGGAGAUCAACAGCAGCGGGGCCUUCCUCACCCAAGCGCUCAACCACAUGUACAAGCUCCGCACAAACCUGCAGCCUCCCGAAAGUGUCCCAUCUCAGGACAUGUAGAGGGAGGCCGUGGGCUUGUCAAGAAGGCCUCGAGUCGGCUGGCCGGUGGCCUGCUGGGUGGGGGGAGUGCUGAGGACGUAGUAGAGGUACUCGUUAUUUCUGGGGUUCUGGAACUGUUGUUCAAUGUGUGAAAAAACAUGUAAUGAAGGGAUGGACUCAUGACCUAGCUAGAAAGCAGCAGGUUUAUGCUGAGUCCUGACAACGGUGUGUAAUUCCACAUCUGACCCUGCUCUUGGGGAGGAAGCGCUGCGGCCGAACAAGGUGUUUUCCCCAGCAGAGUCUCAGGGCUCUGCACAGAACUGCCACACUGGGCAGCUUCAGUGACGUGGGGUGGUGCUUUUGAAGAGACACCCUAUGAGUGGCAAUGCAGCCUACGGCCCUGACCCUCAUCUCAGGCUUAGAAUCUAGGGGGGGAGGUCGCUUACAUGGGAUGGCAAGUGACGCUGACUGGUGUCGACAGUCCAAGCCCUGAUAUACACAAUGAAGAGGAAGUAACCCAGAUUUCUACUGGGCUCCUUACCUGCAGAACUACCAAGUAAAGGGAGCAGCCUCGUGGCUAAAGUGAUCUGACAGCAGACAGACAUGUAGCGACUUCAGACCAACACUCUGGGCGUCGUGUUGUCUUGGCUGCUUCUGGUUAAGGCUUAAAGGGUUACUGACCAAGAGGAAAGCCAGGAAAAGCUAAUCCCAUGUUCUCGAGCAUACGUGAAGGUGAGCAUGUGAUGCUGGGAGGGAAGGUCGGACCUAUCGCAGGGCUCUCGAUGGACUGAGGGGGGAGGCUCAAGAGAGCAGCAGCCGAGAGGGGGGAACUCCCUUUCUCCUUCCUAGGAUGCAUUUUCCAUUGUAGCAUUUCGGUGCUAAGUUUCUCACAGAAAGUACAUGACCUUGAGAGGGAAAAUGUCUAGAGUUACGCAGUGAAGACGGUCUGUAACCAGCUGGUUUUUGGCCGUGGCAUCGUGGGUCACAAGCAGUAUUGUGCUCUUGCAAGGUCACCCAAGUCUGGACUGUCUUCUGGUGUUUGCCCUUCAGUGUUUAAAGUCCAAACUUAAUAUUACUUGAGCACUGUUCCCGUUCCAAAUCGCUACCCAGAGUCCCUUCCACAGGCAUCUGGGGGUGGUUAACACGGAAGGGCCGGCCAUGGAGGGUUAGGACGCAGCCCCGGUGUCCUUCACGUACAGUGACUGCUUACGGAGCUGCUUUCAGGUGGCAGGACUUACCUUUCCACCUCUCACUCAGAAUCCUCAGGUUUAAUCUGGGGAAUCUUCCAGAGUGAGACCACCUGUUAACUGUGGAGGGUCAGGAGUCCCGCUAUCUUAGAUCUUGCCCCUUAAUCCCUUUUUAAAGCCUGGCUGAGAUACAACUGACUCUCUUCACGUUUUAUCUGUAGAGCUGUUUAUUUAUUUAUUCUUUUUGGCUAUAUCACAACAUAAAGAUUUUUCUCUUCACGUGAUUUAGGAAGAUUUUAUUUUUUUGGAUGUUGUCAGAAAUUACAGCA